UCUGUCAAUUAACCGCUGUCGCUUCGACAAGUCGCCGGUAGACUUUGGGGUAGGAUAUCAGACAUCCUGUUUCCUGUUGAAUUUUGCGGGCGUUGGACGUUCCUCGAUUUGGGCAUCGAGCUCGAGUAGGUUCAUUCGGUGCAGGGAAUAUUUGCGGAUCAAAAUGUUGAUCGGACUCGUCAGGGAAUCGGUUAUGCAGUGCUUCUGCCAUACGUGCCGGGCACCAUUACCAGUUGCCGCUCAUAGAACACAUAUCCCAAUAACAAAAGUGAAGACGAAAUCAAGAACAGCAUUGAUACAACAACCAAAAAGGACUCAAUUUGUGGCAACCGAAGUACGGUGUCAGGAAAAAACAAGAGGUGGUUUGCGGUAUGAGGUGAUUUUGGGCGAGCCGGAGGUCAAAAUCAGUCCUCCAAAGAAACUGUUUCCAUCUAAAGGAACUUUGUCUGUUCAGGAUAUCAAAGAUAAACUGAAAGCCGCGGAAGAACGUAGACAGCAACUGGAGUAUAAUAAAAUGUCUGCACUGUCUGCAAAGAUCCUGAAAAUUGAAGAAGCGAGCCGUAAGAAAAACGAACAAACCAGUGAUUUCAUAUCAACAACACGUGAUGCUCUAGAACAGAAAAUGGAAAUCCACGAGGAGAAAAGGGAAGCCUACAUAACUGAUUUGAAAUCCAAGCUCAAGGAUCACAUUGAAAAUGUAGAGAAAACACGGCUGACACUCGAGCAGCAAACAGACGAGGUGAGGACAGCGAUUGAAGAAAAGUUGAAGUCUGCUUCUCAACAAAGAAAUGAUAACAUCAAGAAGAUGUUGGAUCGUUUGAAGGAGCAUGAAAAACAGAUUGAGAAUGUACGUGUCCAAAAUAUCAUCAAACUCCAACAGUUGGAUAAUACUAUCCACGAUAAGUUGGUCCAGGCUCAAAUUAGGAAAGAACAAAUCGAACAAGAGCAGAAGAAUAAACUGAGGAGUCUCGAGAAACGAGCUGAAAUUGUUCGCCAGAACAAAGCCAACAUGAUCGUCAACAAGAUGGUCCCAUCUUCUGGUUAGAAAUUGAAAUUGUAGUUUGGAUCCCACCCAAUAUCAUUGCUUAUACUAAAUUCACUCUAACCCAAGUUUUGCUUUGAGGUGUCCUCUUGGUGAAGGUGUUUUCCUUUCUAUAGUCUGAAACACAUUGUAAAUCAAGUAUUCGAACCCUUGACUCUUGAGAUGCUCAAUAUUAUGACCCUUGAAUUUAUUUUCUUACCAGGUACGUCGAUAGCGAAAUGCUAUACUUUCAGUGUGACUCGGACUAUUGGGUCAACACAAUUUUUGUAAUCUUUACUUAUUCUUGAAACGGAAUGUUUAUUUUUAGAUAGGAGAAAUAUAUUAUAAUUGAUAUGUUCCAAAAUGACCAGCUAGCUUUAGCAGAGUGUGGAUAAACCAACUGAGCUUUCGAUAAUUUAACGCACUUCUCCACUUACAUUGGGUUCAAAUUAUGGUUUUGAUGAAUUUGCAAAAUUACACCUACUUUGCAUUACAUUCAAAAAUGAACAAAUGAAUGAUAUGAUGAUUUUGAGGGCACACAUAUGUAUACCAUAUUGAAGUAGAUUGUAGAAAUAUCUUUGUAGUAAUUCACUGCAAGGAUCGCUCUUUUUUAGAAUUGGAUCCAAACAAUCAUAACUCUUAAACAGGAGUUUACUCAAAUGAAUGAAAAGCUCUUAAUUGAGAAGUUUGGUUCCCAACCUGUGUGUGGAUCUAUUACAUUAUUCUGAUCUACUCCUUGUCCUAACACUACUUGGUCAAUAUGGCUACUUACCAUAUUUGGUCACUAUGACCAAAUAUUUCUUCAAUCACAAUCAAUUUGUUGUUCAAUCAAGUGAUUGCAGUAGAACCAGAAAUUAUUUUGAAGACAUUCAUCCUUAGCUAACUAUGAAACAUUUUUUUUAAGUUCUGAAGAGGAGUGCGAUAUAUCAAAUAUAGUAUUUGUAAUAUUGAUAAUACAACCGCCUAAUGCUGCCUUUUUAUAAACUUUUGUGGUGACUGAAAAGAAGAUAUGUGCUUUUGCUGUGGAGAUUUUGGAAAAUUUUGUUCAAAAUACUUUUGGAGAAGCAAUUUUCAGAUAGUGUAACAUUAAAACAAUUUCAUGAUGAAGAAUGUAACUGCAGUUUUGUUCUAUAUGACCAUUUUCAAACUAAAACAAUACAAACUCACCAUGACACGUGUUUUGAUCACCAAGUGAUCAUCUUUAGUUUAAUCU
Molecule: messenger RNA, 2234 nt
Organism: Leptinotarsa decemlineata (Colorado potato beetle)
Lineage: Eukaryota; Metazoa; Arthropoda; Insecta; Coleoptera; Chrysomelidae
Gene: stai
Product: stathmin
Biological process (GO): regulation of microtubule polymerization or depolymerization; microtubule depolymerization; neuron projection development
Cellular component (GO): neuron projection; cytoplasm
Molecular function (GO): tubulin binding
Source: RefSeq, a predicted model, not a curated record